GGAGAGGGGGAGGAGGAAGAGGGGCAGGCUCGGAGAGGCCAUGUGAUGCUGGGCGCCAGCGAGCCGCCGCUGAGCCGCCUCCUUCCUCCUCCGAUCGCGGGCUGUCAUGGCGACCCCCAACAAUCUGACCCCCACCAACUGCAGCUGGUGGCCCAUCUCAGCGCUGGAAAGCGAUGCAGCCAAGCCGGUGGAGGCCCCCGACGCGCCCGAGGCAUCCAGCCCCGCCCAUUGGCCCAAGGAGAGCCUGGUUCUGUACCACUGGACCCAGUCCUUCAGUUCGCAGAAGGUGCGGCUGGUGAUCGCAGAGAAGGGCCUGGCCUGUGAAGAGAGGGAUGUGAGCCUGCCACAGAGUGAGCAUAAGGAGCCCUGGUUCAUGCGGCUCAACCUGGGUGAGGAGGUGCCAGUCAUUAUCCACCGAGACAACAUUAUCAGUGACUACGACCAGAUCAUUGACUACGUGGAACGCACCUUCACAGGAGAGCAUGUGGUGGCCUUGAUGCCUGAGGCGGGCAGCCCACAACACGCCCGAGUGCUGCAGUACCGGGAACUGCUGGAUGCACUGCCCAUGGACGCCUACACGCACGGCUGCAUCCUGCACCCUGAGCUCACCACAGAUUCCAUGAUCCCCAAGUAUGCCACGGCUGAGAUCCGCAGACAUUUGGCCAAUGCCACCACAGACCUCAUGAAACUGGACCAUGAAGAGGAACCACAGCUCUCUGAGCCCUAUCUUUCAAAGCAGAAGAAGCUUAUGGCCAAGAUCUUGGAACACGAUGAUGUGAGCUACCUGAAGAAGAUCCUUGGGGAGCUGGCUAUGGUGCUCGACCAGAUUGAGGCAGAGCUGGAGAAGAGGAAACUCGAGAAUGAGGGGCAGAAAUGUGAGCUGUGGCUCUGCGGCUGUGCCUUCACCCUGGCGGAUGUCCUCCUGGGGGCCACCCUGCACCGCCUCAAGUUCCUGGGACUGUCCAAGAAAUACUGGGAAGAUGGCAGCCGACCCAACCUGCAGUCCUUCUUUGAGAGGGUCCAGAGACGCUUCGCCUUCCGGAAAGUCCUGGGUGACAUUCACACCACACUGCUGUCAGCUGUCAUCCCCAAUGCAUUCCGACUGGUCAAGCGGAAGCCGCCAUCAUUCUUUGGGGCAUCCUUUCUCAUGGGCUCCUUGGGUGGGAUGGGCUACUUUGCCUACUGGUACCUCAAGAAAAAAUACAUCUAGAGCCGGGCUGGGGCCUGGUGUGUGACUG
This is a messenger RNA of Onychomys torridus (southern grasshopper mouse), 1238 nucleotides long. It is a transcript of the gene Gdap1l1, whose product is annotated as ganglioside induced differentiation associated protein 1 like 1. The transcript is spliced from 6 exons. The record is from RefSeq and is a predicted model, not a curated record. The coding region runs from base 107 to 1210 and encodes 367 amino acids. Lineage: Eukaryota; Metazoa; Chordata; Mammalia; Rodentia; Cricetidae.